CAGUUGCUCAAUGCGUCUUUGCGGGAAGAGAUUCCAAAAGCGAGGCUAGCGUUAAUUAAAUCCGCGGUACAUUCGAGCAGACGACAGAACCCAGACCAGCUAUGGAAGCUGACAUGCUGUCACUGGAGGUUUUCUGCGACGGACCAAAUGCGUUUACAUCCCUACCGGACCGUCCUUCGUGCAUGUUUUCAACACCAUCACCAAAAAUGUCGUCCAAAAAGGCUUACGAAAUGGCAUCGAAAGAAAAUUGCCGGGAGUUGGUUCACUGCAAGCGGCGACUCGACUUUUCUCCCCAGCAGUCGUACUUGGACUUCCAGAGACCCCCGACUAUCGCCGUGGCGAGGCGGAACGAGAGGGAGCGGAAUCGAGUAAAGCUCAUCAACACGACGUUCGCCUCCCUGAGGGACCACCUCCCCCACGCUUCCAAAGGGAGCAAGGCGAAGAAGAUGAGCAAGGUGGAGACUCUGAGGGCGGCCAUCGACUACAUCCGGGACCUGCAGUCGAUGAUCGGGGACGCGGACAGCUCACUGUUUGACGAACACUCCAAGAUUAAGAUGGCCCUGGAGCAGGCCUGCGGGACCAUCUCCCAGGACGUGACGUCACCCUCCACGUCAGUCAGCUCCAUGUCACCCUCGCCGAAAUCUUCCGACUCCUCCUACGACGUGCUCGCAGCCGAGGACGAUCAGCUGAUCGACUUCGUCAACUGGUUUUAGAGCCAGCAUUCAGGUGUCAGAUACCACGUGACGUGAACGCCCAAUCGGAUUAGUCGGAGAUCUCUUCCCUUAAGAUAGCGGAAGAUAUCCGCGUGAUGUCGCUGUAUGAACAAGGGCUCGUUCCAGGCCCUUGUUUCCACCGCGUCACCCUGACUGGGCACAAAGAAGGGGCCGUCGUAGCUGGAAGACUUUUUGUGUUUCGUUGGCAGUAUUAUGGAAGACGUCGACAGUUAUUACACCGUGUUACGUUGAUGGAGUUGUUUAAAGACACGGCAGCCAUUGUUGUUACGCUGCCUUUAAAUGUGGCCAUAAUUGAUGUAUGUUUGUUUCAAAGAAUUCUAUUUUCAUAAUUAUUUCAUUGUACAUAUUCAUUGUUAAUUUAUUAUCAUCAUCAUUAAAGCUCAAAUUAAAUUAUUUUUUA
Messenger RNA from Gigantopelta aegis, 1134 nucleotides. RefSeq names its product achaete-scute homolog 1a-like. Lineage: Eukaryota; Metazoa; Mollusca; Gastropoda; Neomphalida; Peltospiridae. Gene Ontology annotation, biological process: positive regulation of transcription by RNA polymerase II. Gene Ontology annotation, molecular function: protein dimerization activity; RNA polymerase II transcription regulatory region sequence-specific DNA binding; DNA-binding transcription factor activity, RNA polymerase II-specific. The coding region runs from base 102 to 713 and encodes 203 amino acids. The transcript is spliced from 2 exons. Gene Ontology annotation, cellular component: RNA polymerase II transcription regulator complex. The record is from RefSeq and is a predicted model, not a curated record.